AUGACUAUUGGAGACAAGCAGAAAUGGACUGCUCAUAACGUCAGAAAGACGUUCAUGGACUACUUCGAGGAGAAAAACCACAAGUAUGUGAAGUCCUCCCCAGUGGUUCCCUUUGAUGACCCAACCUUGCUGUUCACCAACGCGGGUAUGAACCAAUACAAACCUAUCUUUUUGGGUACCGUCGAUCCUUCUUCAGACUUCUACACUUUGAAGCGUGCUUACAACUCACAAAAGUGUAUCAGAGCUGGUGGUAAGCACAACGACUUGGAGGAUGUCGGUAAGGACUCCUACCACCACACUUUCUUUGAAAUGUUGGGUAACUGGUCCUUCGGUGACUACUUCAAGAAGGAGGCUAUCGACUACGCUUGGAAACUAUUGACUGAGGUCUACGGAAUCCCAGCUGACAGAUUGUACGUAACUUACUUUGAAGGUGACGCCAAGCAAGGUCUAGAACCAGACACUGAGGCCUUGGACCUAUGGAAGAAAGUAGGUGUUCCAGAAGACCACAUUUUGCCAGGUAACGCCAAGGAUAACUUCUGGGAAAUGGGUGACCAAGGUCCAUGUGGUCCUUGUUCCGAGAUCCACUACGACAGAAUUGGUGGUAGAAACGCCGCCUCUUUGGUCAACCAAGAUGACCCUGAUGUCCUAGAAGUUUGGAACUUGGUCUUCAUGCAAUUCAACAGAGAACAAGACGGCUCUUUGAAAUCACUACCAGCAAAGCAUAUCGAUACCGGUAUGGGUUUCGAAAGAUUGGUGUCUGUUUUACAAGAUGUCAGAUCCAACUACGACACCGACGUUUUCAUGCCACUUUUCGCUAGAAUUCAAGAGAUUACCGGUGCUAGACCAUAUGCUGGUAAGUUUGGUGACGAAGACAAGGACAACAUCGAUACCACUUACAGAGUCCUAGCUGACCACGUCCGUACUUUGGUUUUCGCUUUGGCUGAUGGUGGUGUUCCAAACAAUGAAGGUAGAGGUUACGUCCUGAGACGUAUUCUAAGAAGAGGUGCUCGUUUUGCUCGUAAGUACAUGAACUACCCAAUUGGUAACUUUUUCUCCAGCUUGGCUCCAACUCUUAUCGACCAAGUGAAGCACAUCUUCCCAGAAGUUGCCAAGGACCCAUCUUUCCUAUUCGAAAUUUUGGAUGAGGAAGAAAGUUCAUUCUCUAAGACCCUAGACCGUGGUGAAAGAAUAUUCGAAAAGUAUGCUGCUGCCGCAUCUCAAACUGAAUCUAAAACUCUAGACGGUAAGCAGGUUUGGAGACUAUAUGACACAUACGGUUUCCCAGUUGAUUUGACCGAAUUGAUGGCUGAAGAACAAAACCUAAAGAUCGAUGGUCCGGGCUUCGAGAAGGCCAAACAAGAAUCAUACGAAGCUUCUAAAAGAGGUGGUCAAAAGGGUGGCGAUGACCUAAUAAAAUUGAAUGUUCACUCUAUUGCCGAACUAAAUAGCGAAAACGUUCCAAAGACUGAUGACAGCUUUAAGUAUGGUAAUGAGAAUGUGGAAGGUAAAAUCUUGAAACUUCAUGAUGGUGAAAAGUUCGUUACUGAAAUCUCAGAGCCAGGUAAGAAAUAUGGUAUCAUUUUGGACAAGACUUGUUUCUACGCCGAACAAGGUGGCCAAGAAUACGAUACUGGUAAGAUUGUGAUUGAUGAUAAGGCUGAAUUCUCAGUUGAAAAUGUCCAACUAUACAAUGGUUUUGUUUUCCACACUGGUACAUUAAGUGAAGGUAAACUUUCUGUCGAUGACGUUAUCAUUGCAUCCUAUGAUGAAUUACGCCGUUUCCCAAUCAAAAACAACCAUACUGGUACUCACAUCUUAAACUACGCUUUAAAGGAAACUCUUGGCAACGAUAUCGAUCAAAAGGGUUCGUUAGUUGCCCCAGAGAAACUGAGAUUCGAUUUCUCUCAUAAGAAGGCUUUGACCAUUGAAGAAGUUACUAAGGUUGAAAACAUCUGUAAUGAGCAAAUAAAAAACAAUUAUAACGUUUACUACAAAGACGUUCCAUUAGACUUGGCUAAAUCCAUCUACUCUGUCCGUGCUGUAUUCGGUGAAACUUAUCCAGAUCCAGUCCGUGUGGUUUCUGUUGGUAAGCCUGUCGAUGAUCUUCUUGCCAACCCAUCGAACGAAGAAUGGGGUAAAUACUCCAUCGAAUUCUGUGGUGGUACCCACGUUAAGACCACUGGUGACAUCAAGUACUUUGUUAUCCUCGAAGAGAGCGGUAUUGCCAAGGGUAUUAGAAGAAUUGUUGCUGUUACUGGUACUGAAGCAUUUGAAGCUCAAAGAGUUGCUGAUCAGUUCGCCGCUGACCUAGAAGCUGCUGACAAACUUCCAUUUUCUCCAUUGAAAGAAAAGAAAUUGAAAGAGCUUGGAGUUAAAUUAGGUCAACUUUCUAUUUCUGUUAUCAGCAAGAACGAUUUGAAGACUAAGUUCACCAAAAUCGAAAAGGUAGUAAAAGAUGAAGUUAAGAGCAGAGCCAAGAAGGAAGCUAAAUUAGUAUUGGAUGAAGUCAAGGGUCAUUUUACUGAAAACCCUGAAUCCCAAUUCUUUGUUAAGUUCAUUGAUGUUCCUGCCAAUGCUAAGGCUAUUACGGAAGCUGUUAAUUACAUGAAGACUUCCGCCAAGGACAAAUCUAUGUACCUGAUUACUGGUAAUGACCCAGAAGGAAGAGUUGCUCAUGGAUGUUUCAUUUCUGAUGUUGCUUUAGAAAAGGGUAUUGCUGGUCAAGAACUAGCUGGAAAGGUUUCAGGUAUCAUUGGCGGUAAAGCUGGUGGUAAGGGUAAUGUUUUUCAAGGUGUUGGUGACAAGCCAGCUGCUAUUAAUGAUGCAAUUAAUGAAAUUACUACCGCUUUUAAGGAAAAAUUGAGCAUUUAG
Molecule: messenger RNA, 2871 nt
Organism: Nakaseomyces glabratus
Lineage: Eukaryota; Fungi; Ascomycota; Saccharomycetes; Saccharomycetales; Saccharomycetaceae
Gene: ALA1
Product: alanine--tRNA ligase
Biological process (GO): alanyl-tRNA aminoacylation
Cellular component (GO): mitochondrion; cytoplasm
Molecular function (GO): ATP binding; nucleic acid binding; alanine-tRNA ligase activity
Source: RefSeq, a predicted model, not a curated record